GCGCCGCGGCGGCGGGCGGCCCGCGGGCGCACACACCCUCCCCGCGCAGCCAAUGGGCGUGCGCACGUCACCGACAGGCGGCCCGCGAGCCGGCAGCCCCUCAGUAAGCCACAUUGUUGCACGAAACUCCGGCGCAGGAGUCCCCGGCCGCCGCUCGCAACGUCGUGUCAUCCGGCUGAGACAUCCGCGGGCGGGCACCACGCGCGUGUGAGCCCGAGAGGUCCAGUCGCCCUCGUGGAGCCGGGCUGCUCUGCUUCUCAAGUUGAGCCGCAGUGUUCCCGUGGCUGAAGUUAGCGCCUUGGCGUGGGACGACUGGACACGUCGCCGAGAGUGACACUUAGGCGCCCUCUAGCACUUGCGACUCCAAAAUCCCAUCUCCAGGACCCCGCAGCCGGGCGCGCCCUCGCCGUAAGCCUUCUUUGUGUGCCGCCAGGACUGUCCGCUCCCGGCCCGGCCGCCGUGCCCAGGUACGAAGCGGUCUCAUCGCACCGCCCGCCUCUCCUGCACGCACUCCUGCCUCGGUUUCCCCGCUCGGCGCCGUCGGGCCGCGGCAGGAUGAUCGCCUCACAUCUGCUCGCCUACUUCUUCACAGAGCUCAACCAUGACCAAGUGCAGAAGGUUGACCAGUAUCUCUACCACAUGCGUCUCUCUGAUGAGACCUUGUUGGAGAUCUCUAAGCGGUUCCGCAAGGAGAUGGAGAAAGGGCUAGGAGCUACCACCCACCCCACUGCGGCAGUGAAGAUGCUACCCACCUUUGUGAGGUCCACUCCAGACGGAACAGAACAUGGAGAGUUCCUGGCUCUGGACCUUGGAGGGACCAACUUCCGUGUGCUUUGGGUGAAAGUGAUGGACAACGGACUCCAGAAAGUAGAGAUGGAAAACCAGAUCUAUGCCAUCCCUGAGGACAUCAUGAGAGGCAGCGGCACCCAGCUGUUUGACCACAUUGCUGAGUGUCUGGCCAACUUCAUGGAUAAACUACAAAUCAAAGACAAGAAGCUCCCACUGGGUUUUACCUUCUCAUUUCCCUGCCACCAGACUAAACUAGAUGAGAGUUUCCUGGUCUCGUGGACCAAGGGCUUCAAGUCCAGUGGAGUAGAAGGCAGAGACGUUGUGGCUCUGAUCCGGAAGGCCAUCCAGCGGAGAGGGGACUUUGAUAUUGACAUUGUGGCAGUGGUGAACGACACUGUUGGGACCAUGAUGACCUGUGGUUAUGAUGACCACAACUGUGAGAUUGGCCUCAUUGUUGGCACGGGCAGCAAUGCCUGCUACAUGGAGGAGAUGCGCCAUAUUGACAUGGUGGAGGGUGACGAGGGGCGGAUGUGCAUCAACAUGGAGUGGGGGGCCUUCGGGGACGACGGCACGCUCAAUGACAUUCGCACUGAGUUUGACCAGGAGAUCGACAUGGGCUCGCUGAACCCUGGGAAGCAGCUGUUUGAGAAGAUGAUCAGUGGGAUGUACAUGGGAGAGCUGGUGAGACUUAUCCUGGUGAAGAUGGCCAAGGAGGAACUGCUCUUCGGGGGGAAGCUCAGCCCAGAGCUCCUCAAAACCGGCCGCUUUGAGACCAAAGACAUAUCAGACAUUGAAGGGGAGAAGGAUGGCAUCCAGAAGGCACGUGAGGUCCUGAUGCGACUGGGCCUGGACCCGACCCAGGAGGACUGUGUGGCCACUCACCGGAUCUGCCAGAUCGUGUCUACACGCUCAGCCAGCCUGUGUGCAGCCACCCUGGCUGCCGUGCUGUGGCGCAUCAAGGAGAACAAGGGCGAGGACCGGCUGCGCUCCACCAUCGGGGUUGACGGCUCUGUCUACAAGAAACACCCCCAUUUUGCUAAGCAUCUUCACAAGACCGUGCGGCGGCUGGUGCCUGAUUGCGAUGUCCGCUUCCUCCGCUCCGAGGAUGGCAGUGGCAAAGGGGCAGCCAUGGUGACGGCGGUGGCUUACCGGCUGGCAGACCAACAGCGUGCCCGCCAGAAGACCCUAGAGCCUCUGCAACUGAGCCGCGAGCAGCUGCUGGAGAUCAAGAAGAGGAUGAAACUGGAAAUGGAACGAGGUCUGAGCAAGGAGACUCACACCAUUGCCCCUGUCAAGAUGCUGCCCACCUAUGUGUGUGCUACCCCUGAUGGCACAGAGAAAGGGGACUUCCUGGCCUUGGACCUAGGAGGAACGAAUUUCCGGGUCCUGCUCGUGCGGGUGCGGAACGGGAAGUGGGGCGGAGUGGAGAUGCACAACAAGAUCUACUCUAUCCCGCAGGAGGUCAUGCACGGCACAGGGGAUGAGCUCUUUGACCACAUCGUCCAGUGCAUCGCUGACUUCCUCGAGUACAUGGGCAUGAAGGGUGUGUCCCUGCCUCUGGGCUUCACCUUCUCCUUCCCCUGCCAGCAGAACAGCCUGGACGAGAGCAUACUCCUCAAGUGGACAAAAGGCUUCAAGGCAUCAGGCUGCGAGGGCGAGGAUGUGGUCACCCUGCUGAAGGAAGCAAUACACCGGCGAGAGGAGUUUGACUUGGAUGUGGUCGCUGUGGUGAACGACACCGUGGGAACGAUGAUGACCUGUGGCUUUGAAGACCCUCACUGUGAAGUCGGCCUCAUUGUUGGCACGGGCAGCAAUGCCUGCUACAUGGAAGAGAUGCGCAACGUGGAGCUGGUAGAAGGAGAAGAGGGACGGAUGUGCGUCAACAUGGAGUGGGGGGCCUUUGGGGACAACGGAUGUCUGGAAGACUUCCGCACGGAGUUUGACGUGGCCGUGGAUGAGCUUUCACUCAACCCUGGCAAGCAGAGGUUCGAGAAAAUGAUCAGUGGAAUGUACCUAGGUGAGAUUGUCCGUAACAUCCUCAUUGAUUUCACCAAGCGUGGGCUGCUCUUCCGAGGCCGCAUCUCAGAGCGACUCAAGACCAGAGGGAUCUUUGAAACCAAAUUUCUGUCUCAGAUUGAGAGCGACUGCCUGGCCCUGCUGCAGGUCCGAGCCAUCCUGCAGCACUUGGGCCUCGAGAGCACCUGUGACGACAGCAUCAUCGUCAAGGAGGUGUGCACUGUGGUGGCGCGACGGGCAGCCCAGCUCUGUGGCGCAGGCAUGGCCGCUGUGGUGGACAAGAUUCGAGAAAACCGUGGGCUGGACACUCUCAAAGUGACAGUGGGUGUGGAUGGGACCCUCUACAAGCUUCAUCCUCACUUUGCCAAAGUCAUGCAUGAGACAGUGAAGGACUUGUCCCCGAAAUGCGACGUGUCCUUCCUGCAGUCAGAGGAUGGCAGCGGAAAGGGGGCAGCUCUCAUCACUGCUGUGGCCUGCCGCAUCCGUGAGGCUGGGCAGCGAUAGAAACCCUGAAAUUGGAAGACCCUUCCUUUGCUUCCCCCUUCCCUGUUUUAAAUUAUAAGAUGUCAUCCCCUUGUGUCAGA
Molecule: messenger RNA, 3389 nt
Organism: Carlito syrichta (Philippine tarsier)
Lineage: Eukaryota; Metazoa; Chordata; Mammalia; Primates; Tarsiidae
Gene: HK2
Product: hexokinase 2
Exons: 18
Coding region: 556-3309 (917 amino acids)
Biological process (GO): intracellular glucose homeostasis; glycolytic process; glucose 6-phosphate metabolic process
Cellular component (GO): cytosol; mitochondrion
Molecular function (GO): fructokinase activity; glucokinase activity; D-glucose binding
Source: RefSeq, a predicted model, not a curated record